Molecule: messenger RNA, 2076 nt
Organism: Protobothrops mucrosquamatus (brown spotted pit viper)
Lineage: Eukaryota; Metazoa; Chordata; Lepidosauria; Squamata; Viperidae
Product: serine/threonine-protein kinase PAK 6
Exons: 8
Coding region: 1-2013 (670 amino acids)
Biological process (GO): regulation of MAPK cascade; intracellular signal transduction; protein phosphorylation
Cellular component (GO): cytoplasm
Molecular function (GO): protein serine/threonine kinase activity; ATP binding
Source: RefSeq, a predicted model, not a curated record
AUGUUUCGCAAGAAGAAAAAGAAGCGACCUGAGAUCUCUGCUCCUCAGAAUUUUGAGCAUCGUGUACACACAUCCUUUGAUCCAAAGGAAGGGAAGUUUAUUGGCUUGCCACCUCAAUGGCAAAAUAUUUUGGACACUCUGAAACGCCCCAAACCUGUUGUAGACCCUUCAAGGAUCACCCGGGUGCAGCUUCAGCCUAUGAAGACGGUUGUGCGAGCCAGCACAUUUGAAGUGGAAGGAUAUAUCUCUGGAAUACUCAAUGACAUCCAGAAGCUCUCCCUCAUCAGUUCUAACACCCUGAGGGGUAAGAGCCCUACUAGCAGGAGAAGAGCCCAGUCGCUAGGACUUCUAGGAGAAGAUGAACCAACUGACAUAUAUCUACACUGCGCUGAACCAGACUGGGCAGACAAGUAUGGAAACUACCUCAACUGCAACGGCGGAAGUAAAUCGUCUAGAAGGCAGACCUUAUGGCCUGAUUACAAGCCCAUGUUGGACGGGCAGGCUCAUUCCAACAGCCUAGUCAUGAAAGCUCAAUCUCUUGACCCUUCAGAGUUCCAAGGGGCAAAUAGCCACUUUGCCCCACUCUCAUCAGGUUUUCAGCACCAGCAAUACGUUCCUGUUCCUGAGGUAAACAGAGAAAAUGCGGUAGCAAGAAGAAACUCCGAAGAGAACUACGCUCAGCCCUGCCAUGGGAGCCAAGCUAAUUUGAGGCCACCUGGAGAAGGUAGUCCUGGCUCUAAAUCAAGGGAAAACAGUUUGAAGCGGAGGCUGUUGCGAACUGUGUUCCCGUCAUCCAACCCUUCAAAUAAGACUGGAAACAACCCACAGAUAAAGCCAAACCCCUUCUUCAGGGCACCCCAGCACUGGAGUUCACCGCUCAGUCCUGCAGCCAAAUCCCAGUCUCUUCCCUCUGACCAGCCUGUGCCUGAUUAUGCUAGGAUUUCAGAAGCUGGUGAUACCCCUCACAAGUCCCCAACAAUUGAACAUAGAAUUGGCUUGCCUCAAGGUAGGCCAUCGCCAGCAGGGUCCCCACGGAACAGACACACCCAAACCAGCUCCAGCAACCUUCACCUUCCCCUGGAUGCUAAAGCACAGCCAACCAGCGAGGAUCCAGCGGUGGUAACUCAUGAGCAGUUCAAAGCUGCAUUGAGGAUGGUGGUGGAUCAAGGAGAUCCUAGGACAAUGCUAGAAAGCUACGUCAAGAUCGGUGAAGGAUCUACGGGUAUUGUCUGUAUUGCUCGUGAGAAGCAUUCUGGAAGGCAGGUAGCAGUGAAGAUGAUGGAUUUACGAAAGCAGCAACGACGAGAACUCCUUUUUAAUGAGGUCGUGAUAAUGAGGGACUAUCAGCAUGACAACGUCGUGGAGAUGUAUAAAAGCUAUCUUGUAGGUGAUGAGCUUUGGGUGCUGAUGGAAUUUCUCCAAGGAGGAGCUCUUACAGACAUUCUCUCUCAAAUCAGACUGAAUGAAGAGCAAAUUGCUACAGUAUGUGAGUCAGUCUUGCAGGCACUCGCCUACCUGCAUUCCCAAGGUGUGAUUCAUAGAGACAUUAAGAGUGACUCCAUUCUCUUGACUCUUGACGGAAGGGUGAAGCUCUCUGAUUUUGGCUUUUGUGCACAAAUCAGCAAGGAUGUACCAAAACGGAAAUCCUUAGUAGGAACACCAUAUUGGAUGGCUCCGGAAGUUAUUUCGAGGUCUCCAUACACCACUGAGGUAGACAUCUGGUCUUUGGGAAUCAUGGUAAUUGAAAUGAUUGAUGGGGAGCCUCCCUAUUUCAGUGAUUCUCCAGUCCAAGCAAUGAAGCGGCUCCGUGACAGCCCUCCUCCCAAAUUGAAAAACUCUCAUAAGACCUCUCCAGUUUUAAGGGAUUUCCUGGAACGAAUGUUGACACGAGAUCCUUUAGAGCGAGCAACAGCACAAGAACUCCUGGAUCACCCUUUUUUGCUUCAGACUGGACUUCCAGAAUGCCUCGUGCCCCUUAUUCAGCGAUACAGGAAACGCACCUCUACCUGCUGAUUCUGAACCUGAAUCUAGCAUUGAAGUGCAACCUUUUUCCUAGAAAUUCUUACUUGAUUAGGA